Lobosporangium transversale is the source of this 625-nucleotide messenger RNA. RefSeq lists its product as hypothetical. The record is from RefSeq and is a predicted model, not a curated record. The coding region runs from base 5 to 463 and encodes 152 amino acids. Lineage: Eukaryota; Fungi; Mortierellomycota; Mortierellomycetes; Mortierellales; Mortierellaceae. The transcript has a single exon.
CUUAAUGCAACAACUAUGUCGAUACAAUCGAGCUUGGUAUGUUGAUCAAGAAAGAUGCGCAGUUAAUAUAAUCGAUACCAAGAAGAGCACCUUGAACAUCCACGACCAAGUGUCUUUGUUUUGGAUCCUAAGCUCAAACACCUUACAAGUGCGCUUUAUACCAGGAUCAUCCUUUACUGAUUCUUUCUUUAUCAUCAAACUUCAACCCAUCGAUGUUUUGUACACGCGACAAGGCAUCACUGAUAUUUUGAAGCCCUUCAAGAGUUAUUUUGGUGAAACUGCCACGGACACCAGGAAUUAUAUAAGUGACCAUUCUGAAGAGUUGAUGUAUCACUUAUACUUCAACGAUCAGCUCAUGUAUGAUAAGCACACGUCGGCAAUGACAAAUGAACUAAGACUGCCUGCACUAAAUGGAUACUCAUUCUUGCAGCUCGACCAAGGACUUAAAAACCAAUGCAAGUGAUUUGUCGAGAAUUUGGAGUCGGAUCCAAGGGAUAAUGAUUUCAUGAAGGCACUGAAGAUUCCCUAAGAGAACAAGCCCAACCCCCCGACGAUUACAAACAGAUUCUUGACAAUGGUGACACUACCAACUGGUAGUCAUAUUUUUAGCUGUAAUAAACAAAAC